CGCCAGAGCUGCCUCGACACCUGCUGCGCGAUGCUUUCGCGAUCCGUCGCCGCCGCGUCGCGCGCGCCCGCGCUCUCUCGCGCGCUGGCGCGCACCGCGGCGCCCGCGCUGCAGCCGCGAGCGGCGCUGGCGCGCACUGCGGCGCCAGCGCUGCGCAGCUUCGCCUCCACCACCUUCCUGAGCGAGGAAGAGGUGACCGACAGGGUCCUGGGCUGCGUAAAGACGUUUGAUAAGGUGCACCCCGAGCAGGUCACUGUCAAGGCGCACUUCCUCAACGACUUGGGGCUUGACAGCCUGGACACGGUCGAGGUGGUGAUGGCGUUCGAGGACGAGUUUGUCAUUGAGAUUCAAGACGCCGACGCUGAAAAGAUCCUGACGUGCGAGGACGCGAUCAAGUACAUUAUGACGCACCCGACCGCCAAGUAGGACGCGGGCCCGCGCACCCUGCCCGUGCGGCCUCGGCGGCGGGGGCGGCGGCCUGUGCCGCGCCCACGCAGGCAGAGCAGCGGCCGGUCCUGGCUCUGGCGCGCGCGCUGCCGGCCGGUGCCUCUCAAUGUCAUCCGCGGGCGCGCGGUGUGUGUCCCCCGUGCGGCAGAGGCCUGGCGCCCUUACUCCGCGGGCACCGGCAGCUCAGCGCAGUCUGCCGCGUUGCGCCUGCGCAGGCUCCGGGACUCGCACGGGGGGUCGUCGGGGCGCGCCCCGCGCCCCGGGUUCGUUGUAGAGUGCGCGCGUGUCCGUGGUGGUUAUGGAGUGUGUGAGGGUGGUUUUUUUCUUCUGUUCGUCUUAGUAUCUUGGAGCACUUGGA
Molecule: messenger RNA, 805 nt
Organism: Emiliania huxleyi CCMP1516
Lineage: Eukaryota; Haptophyta; Isochrysidales; Noelaerhabdaceae
Product: putative mitochondrial acyl carrier protein
Exons: 1
Coding region: 31-426 (131 amino acids)
Biological process (GO): fatty acid biosynthetic process
Cellular component (GO): mitochondrion
Molecular function (GO): acyl binding; acyl carrier activity
Source: RefSeq, a predicted model, not a curated record